Molecule: messenger RNA, 1551 nt
Organism: Dictyostelium discoideum AX4
Lineage: Eukaryota; Evosea; Eumycetozoa; Dictyosteliales; Dictyosteliaceae
Product: PhoPQ-activated pathogenicity-related protein
Exons: 2
Coding region: 1-1551 (516 amino acids)
Source: RefSeq, a predicted model, not a curated record
AUGAAGAUUUUAAUAACUUUAUUAUUAAUAUCAUUUUUUAUUAAUUUUAUUAAAUCAGAAUCAAAAAUUUUAAAAAAUUACGUUGAAAAAAAAGAUAGUCAUUAUAAAUGGAGUUUAAAUGAAACAUAUGAAACAAAUUUUAAUUCAAAAAUUUAUAUUCUUGAAUUAACUUCUCAACAAUGGAUGAAGGAUCAUAGUGAUAAUAGUAUUUGGAAACAUUGGUUAACUAUUUGUGUACCAAAUGAUUAUUUGAAUAAAAAUAAUAAUAAUGUUGGUCAUAUGCAUAUUACAGAUGGUAUAAAUCAAAAUUGGGCAACACCAACAUUACAAUCUCUAAAUAAAUUUAGUAUGGAUAUUUGCAACCAAACAUCAGCAAUCACUUCAACUCUAUAUCAAGUCCCAAAUCAAUUCAUUACAUUUGAAAAUGACGGUAUCCCAAGACAAGAAGAUGACAUAGUUGCAUACACUUGGCGUAAGUAUAUAGAUACUCAAGAUUCAAAUUGGGUUAGUUUAUUACCACAAACCAAAGCUGCUACCUCUGCAAUGACUGCAAUUCAAGAAUUUGGAAAACAGAAAUCAUUCUACACGAUUGAAAAAUUCGUUGUUUCAGGUGCAAGUAAAAGAGGUUGGACCACUUAUGGUAUCGCAAUGGUUGGUGAUAAAAGAUUAGCCGCUGCUAUUCCAAUGGUAAUUGGUGUACCAAAUUUAGUAAAAGGUAUUAAAGAACAGUUCACCAGUUAUGGCAAUUGGUCAUGGGCUCUUGAUUCUUACCAAAAUCAAGGUAUUCCAUCAUUUUUCGAUACAAAAUAUUUCAAAGUUGUCACAGAUAUUGUUGAUCCUCUAAAUUAUUUAGAUGUUAUGAAAAGUAUACCAAAAUUUAUUAUUCUCACAGUUCAUGAUGAAUUCUUUUUACCUGAUUCAACUAAAUACUUUUUUAAUCAAAUUAAAGGUGAAAAAAGAUUAGGUAUUUAUCAAACUAAUCAUGGAGUUUCAAAUUUUCAAGGUGUUUCAACUGAAGUUUCGAAAUAUUUUAAAUUAAUAUCAAAUAAUCAAGUACGUCCUGAAUUAUCAUGGAAUAUCGUUUACUCAAGUGAUAACAAUUCUGCUACAAUUAAUAUGAAAGUUGUUAAAGGUGGUACACCAAGUAAAGUAGUUGCAUAUUCAGUGGAUACAUUAUCAAAAACCAAAAGAGAUUUUAGAAUGUUUACCUGCUUCUCUGAUACUUGUUAUCAAAAUUACACAGGAUUAUGGAAAACUUAUCCAAUCGAUUUAACAAAUGAUAAUUCUUAUUCAUUCAGUUUAUCAAGACCAGCUAAUGGUGGAUGGACUGCAUUUUAUUUUGAAGUAGAAUUUGAAAAUGCCAAUGGUGAUAAUAUCGCUCAUAUCAAUACUGAAUUGGCAAUCGUACCAAAUCAAUAUCCAUUCUCACCAUGUACUAAAGAAAUUUGUGCUUCAGGCGUACCAGAAUGGGUUCCUAAUUCUUCAAGUAUUUUAUCAAUCAACUCUAUUUUAAUUUUAUUAAUUUCAUUAUUUAAAUUUUUACUAUUUUAA